This is a messenger RNA of Pyrenophora tritici-repentis Pt-1C-BFP, 1683 nucleotides long. The record is from RefSeq and is a predicted model, not a curated record. NCBI's taxonomy places the organism in Eukaryota, Fungi, Ascomycota, Dothideomycetes, Pleosporales, Pleosporaceae.
AUGACGUCCGGUACUGUCUCCUCACUUUUCGUGCUCUUCUUGAGCUGCACAAGCGUGCUUGGGCAAACCGUCAACACUCAAAGUGUCCAGUACAACCAGGUACUCAAUGUAAACGGCGACAUGCAACUCAACUCUUUCCAAUUCCCGGAUCGCUCCAAGGUUGAGACCUUCUCCCAGAAGCAGCAACAGAUCAUUGUCAACCAGCAAACACCUUCAAUUCCCUCCAACCAGAUUACUGGUACCACAGGUCAGCCUUUCGUCGCCGUCUCACCGCAGUCGAUGACCAUCAGCACCAACGGUGCUACCGACCUGGUCGGUGGACAAAUCGAGAUGGCCAUGACAAUGCAGAACUUGCAGGGUGUUGCUGUCCAGCCCGGUAACACAUACGUUGCCAUGCUCUCGCCUGACAGGCAAUCUUGGAUGGUUCAGGAGACCAUGAGGAGUGUCAACACCACCGACAUGACCGUUCGCAUGGUCAAGCGCACUCAGAUGGACGGUGAGUACAUGGUUGUCGGUCGCCAGACUGUCGAGACCAACACCCUCGUUGUUCCCUUUGGCAGUGAUGGCAGCACCUCUGUUGCUAUCCAGGGUUCCGGUCUCCAAGAGAACGAGUUCCAGGAUGGCUUCAGGAUGGCUACUCGCGCUACCCAGCCCAUGACCAUGAACGUCAACGUCAAGAAGGGUGUCGACCAGGGUAUGUUGGCUGCUCUCCAGGGCCAGACCCCCGUCAACGACUACCGUUACUCGGUCGUCACCAACUUGGCUGCUGUCACUCCCAACCUGAACCAGCAAGUUACCGUCGUUCAGAUGCCCGUCAACGCCAUCCGUAUCCAGAAGAUGAUGCAAGCCAUGAACGUCCCCGCCAACGGCCAGGUCGCUAUUGCAGUUGCUCAACGUGGUGUCCUCCAGAACCCCGGUGGUGCCACAGGUAACCUCAACAGCCCUGCUACCCGCCGUAGCUUGUUCGGCCGCAGGGAGCUCAGGGAAGAGGUUGCUGCCCGCCAGAUCCAGAACACCGGUACAACUACCACCAACAACCCCAACCCCGUCGCCCAGCAGCUUCUCCUUGCUCCUACCUUCACCCCCAUCGCUGCCAAUGCCGUUCUUGACCAGGCCAACAUGCGUAUCGCUGUUCCCGUCAAGCAGGUCGAUGGAGAGUACAUCCUCACAAUGACGCUCAUGACCGGUGGUGGUGCCCAGGCCGCUGCUGCUCCCCAGGCCGCUCCUGCUGCUGCUCCCGCUUCUCCUGCUGCUGAGCCCGCCACCCCCGGUUCUGCCACCGCUGAAUCCGCUGCCCCAGCAACCAGCUCCAGCGCAGCCAAGAGCGAGGCUCCCGCAACCGAGGGCGAGAAGCCCACCGCGUCUGCCUCCAACAGCACCAUGUCGGCCAAGCCUGAAGCCACAAAGGCUGAGGAGCCCAAGACGUCUGAGGAGCCUAAGAAGGCUGAGCGCCGCGAGGACAGCAAGACAGACAAGUACGGUCUUCCCAUCGCUCCCCAGGGUGCCGUCAUCAUGACAAUGAAGCAAAUCGACGACAUGGCCUCUGCCAUGACCUGGGGCGGUGGUGUCGCCAUUACCAAGAUGAUGAGCGAGUACGUCAAGGCACAGACUGGCUCUGAUCUCUUUCCCUCCAACAACGGCACUGCUGCACCUGCGGACGGUGCUCUCAAGAUUACUGUUUAA